This is a messenger RNA of Pseudocercospora fijiensis CIRAD86, 1263 nucleotides long. RefSeq lists its product as uncharacterized. The record is from RefSeq and is a predicted model, not a curated record. Gene Ontology annotation, molecular function: fumarylacetoacetase activity. Gene Ontology annotation, biological process: L-tyrosine catabolic process; homogentisate catabolic process; L-phenylalanine catabolic process. The transcript is spliced from 5 exons. Lineage: Eukaryota; Fungi; Ascomycota; Dothideomycetes; Mycosphaerellales; Mycosphaerellaceae. Bases 1 to 1263 code for a protein of 420 amino acids.
AUGAGCACACCUAUUCUCGACCGCCCGCCUUACACAAUUCACAAUCUCCCAUACGGCGUCAUCUCAACGGCGAAGGAAGCAUCUCCGCGAUGUGCAGUUGCCAUUGGUAAUCAUGCGGUCGACCUGGUGCAAUAUGCCAGCACUGGGAAGCUAGAUAGGAUUCAAUCGGGCCACGAGCGAUUUCAAACCAUUUUUGCACAACCCACCCUCAAUCAAUUCGCAUCAUUAUCAUGGGAAACAAGAAAGGCUUUAAGAAAGCAGCUUCAAGAAGAUUUGCAAGCCGGUCGAGUCCCUGCGACAUGCCUUGUCCCGCUCUCAGAGACCAAACAGCAUCUGCCUAUGCAAAUGGGUGGCUUUAGCGACUUUUACACAAGCCUCGAUCACUGCAAGAAUUGCAGUGGCGAAUUGACCUCCGCACACAUCUUCAAGAAUUGGUAUUAUGCACCCUCAGUAUACAACUCGCGCGUGUCAUCGGUCCUACCAUCACCGCGCGACAUUAGGCGGCCGAAGAACGUCGCAUUCUCCGGUGGUCUUGACAGCGAGCCAAAAUAUGGCCCAUGUCAAAAGCUGGACUUCGAGCUUGAAAUGGGCUUCUUCGUGAGCAAGCCGGUCGAGUUCGGCGAAACUUUACCCAUCGAUCAGGUUAAAGAGCACAUAUUCGGCUUCGUAAUGCUGAAUGAUUGGAGUGCUCGAGACCAUCAGCUCUUCGAAAUGCGCCCUCUCGGUCCUUUUCAUUCGAAGGGUUUCGGCACAAGCAUCAGCAACUGGAUUGUUCCCAUGGAAGCAUUGGAGCCAUUCAGCUGUACGCCACAUCUGACACAAGACCCAAAACCGUUUCCGCAUUUGACGUGGCCCUCGAAUGAUGAUGGUGCUCUGGAUAUCAAGCUCGAGAUCAAGCUUGUCAGAGAUGGCAAGGAGACUGUGCUUGGCACUAGCAACCUGAAAUAUCUAUACUGGACGCCAUAUCAGCAAUUGGUGCAUCACGCCGCAAGCGGCUGCGGCAUGCAAACAGGCGACUUGAUAGGUACAGGCACCAUUUCAGGCAGCGGGCGGAAUGACAAGGGCGAGAUGGCAGAACUAGGAUGUCUUUACGAAGCCGAGCGAACGAAGACUCAAGUGAUGCCACAGGUCAGCAGUACGUAUCAGCCAGGAUAUUUGGAAGAUGGCGACGAGAUCAUCCUUGAAGGCUGGUGUGAAGAUGGCAACGGUAAUGUUGUGCUUGGCUUUGGCGAGUGUCGAGGAAGAAUCCUGCCUCCGAAAUAA